This is a messenger RNA of Colletotrichum paranaense, 2307 nucleotides long. RefSeq names its product Zn(II)2Cys6 transcription factor. Bases 1 to 2307 code for a protein of 768 amino acids. Gene Ontology annotation, molecular function: DNA-binding transcription factor activity, RNA polymerase II-specific; sequence-specific DNA binding; zinc ion binding. NCBI's taxonomy places the organism in Eukaryota, Fungi, Ascomycota, Sordariomycetes, Glomerellales, Glomerellaceae. The record is from RefSeq and is a predicted model, not a curated record. Gene Ontology annotation, biological process: positive regulation of transcription by RNA polymerase II; DNA-templated transcription. The transcript is spliced from 2 exons.
AUGGCACCAGAGAUCGGAAGUCUCAGAGCUCUUGCCAACGGGGAAAGCCAGUUUGUUGGCAGUUCUUCAGGUGUCUUCUUCAUCAACACCGUUCGAAGGGCCUUCUCAACAGCCGAAGGCCUCGAGGCAGACGAUGGACGUCAUGCUGCCGGAGCCGAUACCCACGAUGAUCCAUCUCCCGAAGAUUGCAUCGUGGGCGACAUCGACCGAAAUGACCCGGAGUCUUCGGGGGAGAGGCCAGGUUGCAGCAGCGCUAGUCGAGCGAACUAUGAGUCGGAUGCUGAGAGCUCACCGAUGCCAUCAGGGAUGGAUAUCAUGACUGAUAUGAGCUUAUUGCCUGACUACACGAUUGCUCGGGACCUCUUUCUCACAUACUUCCGAAUAUGGCAUCCUUUGGUUCCCUUUCUACAAGGGCCAGAGUGUCUAGCAGAUUUGGAAAAUCUCUACGCACCCGACUUCAACCGGCGCAGUUCAAGAUCGCUCUGCCAAUUUGUCAUCUUCAAGUGCAUCUUGAACGUUGCUAAGCUUGACACAGAUGGGCCGCUCGACCUGGGGUCAGCAGCUAUACGUUUACCUUCAGACCUCUUACCAACUCUUAGCAUGCUAGCCCUUCGUUGCGACACAAUUUCUAUCCAAGCGUUGUUAGCAUCUCAAGUUUAUUUCGUUUCUACCAUGGCGCUACGCCAUGCGUCGUCUGUCAGUGGCUUGCUGUCCAAGUCAAUCUUUCAAUCUGGCAUGCAUAGAUGCCCAGUACGAUACGACCAUCUGUCUCCGGAUGAGCGCUCAAUGCGUAAGCGCACCUUCUGGAGCUUUUACGUUCUCGACCGUUUCAUCAGCCAGUCACUGGGGCACCCGAAUGGCAUUCAGGACUCAGACAUCGACGUAUGCCCGCCAGGCCAGCGAGACCUCCAUGAACCAGUUGCAAAGUCAGAUCUUCACGGCCAAGUGGAGAACACCUUCCUACACCUACCUGCAAACCACCCCGAACGGUUGGCAUCAUCUCCAGCGGUUCAAGAUAAGACCACGGAGACCUCGCCUGACGUAGACGAGGAACCUGGUAGACAUGAGAGAGCCAGUACCGACCCUCCGCCAUCCAGCAUAUCACCCAAGGCUGCCGCGAUUCUCCGCCACCGUCAAGAGACACAAGCUGUUCUAGAACAUCAUGUUCGGCACUCACAGCUAGUGGGAAGAGUUCUAGAAGUCUUCCACAAGUCUAUCCAUGCUAGAGAAAUGGAUAAUCAAACAAUUUUGUUCCUGAAGGCGGAUGUGACGGCCUAUGGCAACGAUCUCACAGAGCCGCGGUUCACCCCAGCCUUACAAGACAUACCACAGCUAACUCCGGACCCCACCGUCUUUCCCUUCGUCAGUUACUAUUACACCAUACUUUUACUUAAUCGUCCCUCUCUUUCACUCGACUCAAGACGUGCAGAGUUCCGUGACGCAUUACAGACUUGCAUAAAUGCUGCCUACGCGAUACUCCGCAUCAUUGAGCAGUAUUCAGAAUUGGGAGGUCCUUUGUUUUGGCCUGGAUACAUGUCAGCUGUGUGGAUGAGUGGUCUAGUGCUGGCUCUAGCAGCGCGACUCAAAGUUUGCAAUGUUGAGAAAGCUAUAUUAGGAAUCGAAUCUUCGCUACGACUGUUAAACAAGUUGACAAAACGAUGGGCAAUGGCUCGACACUGCAGAGAAGUCCUAUCUGUCCUGCUUCAGGGUAUCACACAGGGACCCAAAACACAUAAGAGAGUCCGAAAAGAUACCACUGAGGGCUCAGAUCAUGAGGAUGGUCAAGAUGCAACACAAAAGUCUGCCAAGCGAAGCAAGAGGAGGAUAAGAGGCACUAAUGCGUCUGGGCGACAAGAUCAGCCCAUAAAUCUUGGUACAAUGUCUCCGCGACGGCAACUACCAAUAUCAAAUACCAACCAUAACACUCAAAGCCCGAUUCCAGCCCAACGGCUAAGAGAUAGCAAUCCCGUUCCAAGGGUCUAUGAAAGCCAAAGACAGAAUCAUUUCAACUUCGAGACAUCCGACUUCAACCCAAACAGCCCCCGGCCAAACCAGAGUCAGACUCGUCCACCCGAUGCCAGCCAGCUUUUCUCGCCGGCUGACUUCAAUUUUCAAAACAACACCUCAUCUAUGAGUUUCUAUUUUGCUCCCAUACCCACAACAUUUCCGGAUCGCAACAGAAACCCAUCCAAUCAGGUCAUGGAUAGACAGUUUGGAGUCACUGACAACUUUAUCGACAUGUUCGAUGGAGCUACAUGGGGUUCACUGCUGGACAUUGUGAACGAUGCAGGUGCAGAAGCACAAUGA